AUGGCAUGGAGGCAGCCUUUUUCGCCCUGGGCAGCCCUGAGCCAGGCCACAGACUCCGCAGCACGCGCUGGAAGGCUUGAGUCGCUUCUGUGGCAGACCUGGUACUUUCACGAAGACGAGGCCGCACGGCAGCUCCUCAGGGACGGCUCGGACCUCCUUGCAGAGGGCGACCUUGAUGAAGCCAAGAAGCGUUUCUUGCAUGCUGCUAUCCUGGAGCCUGGAUGGGCAGAAGCCUGGAAUCGUCUUGCAACGGUGAAUUAUUUGCUGGGGUUCUACGAUGAGUCUCUUGCUGAGAUUGACAAGACGCUGGAGAUCGUGCCCCGUCAUUUUGGCGCCUUAUCAGGCCGAGGCCUUGUCAUGCUGAAGCUUGAGAGAUAUCGCGAAGCCGUGGAGGCCUUCGAGGACACGCAGGCCCGCCGCCUUAUCUGCCUUUCUCUCUUCAGCACACUAGGAGCGUAUUCAAUCUUUGCUGCAGGAGGAGAAAUCGCUUCGGCCCGGAGUGUGACGGGUCUGGAGCCGGAAGGCGUCUCACCUUCGCAAGGCCGCGGGAGAGGCGAUCCCUGUUGGAGCUUGGACAUUGGGCCUUGCGUUUGGGUUUCCGGUAUGCCUUCUUUUCCAACUGGCAUGACCGACAAAUCCAUCAUGCCAUCCUGUACAUAG
Molecule: messenger RNA, 660 nt
Organism: Symbiodinium necroappetens
Lineage: Eukaryota; Dinophyceae; Suessiales; Symbiodiniaceae
Source: the annotation of a GenBank genome assembly